Molecule: messenger RNA, 371 nt
Organism: Cetraspora pellucida
Lineage: Eukaryota; Fungi; Glomeromycota; Glomeromycetes; Diversisporales; Gigasporaceae
Source: the annotation of a GenBank genome assembly
UAAAAUUUCUUGUGGUCUUCAGCCUAGAAGACUACAAGAAGAUAUUUUUGAAGAAACUUAUAAAGAAAAUACUCAAUUGCAAACUGAUCUUUCAAAUUUGCAAUUUCAAUAUUUAGAUAAAAAAAAUAGUUUAUCUUUAUUAGAUAAUUCUAAAAUUCAAGAAAUUUCAGAAAAUAAUCUUUUAAAAAAUAAAACUUUAACUGAAGAAGAAAUUUCUAAAUUUAAAAUAUUAUAUUAUAAAACAAAAGAUAUUUUAAAAGAACAAGAUGAUAAUCAAAAUUUAGAUGAUAAAAUUAAUUUAUUACAAAAUAAUGAAUUUAAAGAAUCUUUUGAUAAAGAAUGUUGUGAAAAAAAUUAUUUACAAACUCAAU